UUGAAUCUGAAGGAGGAGGGGUGGAGAAAGCGUCUCAGAAGGGACCCUCCCUAGCAUUCAGGAGAGUAAACGUAAGGGACGGGAAGAGCACUUUCAGACUUGCAAGAUUCUGUAACAAUAACCUUGUCAUAAAAGUAGUAGCAGUCUGCAGGACUUUGGUUUCAUUGUCAGGUCUACCUUGAAGGGCUGACGGAAGCUGGCUAGAGAAGGCCUCCUUUAGUGCCAGUUAUGGGCAGCAGAAAACCCACAGGAAGCCCCUCCCCCUUUCGAAAGGGAGAGUAAGAGAAAUUUCUCUCACAAAUUGCCCCAGGAAUUCAAUGAAACCGGAGACCAACAAACCGUUUCACUGAAGCACCAGUGUUAUAUUGCAGUAUCGGAGGCAGCCGAAGCAAAUCUUGAAAGGGUGAGGAUAGAACCUCUCUCUAUGGAAUUAGGCAAAUUACAAUCAUAUCAAUCAAGUAAUGGAUCGGAUAAGAUUGGGCUGGGAUUGGAUAUAGCAGCAUCUCGUGUGGCAGUGAGGUUAGAUAUGGGGAGGGUUCGAUGAGGCGAAGGGGUGGAACUACAAAAACAAUGGUGCAAGAGAACAAAGAGGCCAUUCCAUGAACAUAGUUGCUUUCUAGAGAUUUGCAGUUAUGGGGUGUAUCUUAAAUUGUCCUCGAUUCCCAGAGCUUUGCUUGUACCCUAAUAUCUUCUCCCAGCUUUAUCGACAUUCCUUGGCCUUCUAAAAGUUUUUUCGGUUGACCAGACAGGGUUUAUGGUUUCUCAAGUCCCUGUAAUGAGAGAAAGGAAUGUUUUUGCUUCAUUUCACUUGGCCUAACCAGCGCCAUAUUGCUUCUGCGGCUGCUGAUUCUGAAAACCAGCGUCCAGGGAUGAGGGGAUGGUCCGGCCCUCUUCUUACUCCAGAACGAUUCGCAGAAGGCUGACCGCUUUAGCAUGGCUUGUGGUGACCAAAGUGGAGCCAACCCCACAUCUGAAGUGGAGCGAGGAAAGGGUGCCACCCAGUGGCUGACAGUGGAAUUUCCUCAGACGGUCCAGGCUUCUCAAAUUCAGAUUCAGUUCCAGGGGGGGUUUGCGAGCCGGAAAUGCAUUCUGCAAGGUGGCCAGAAAGGAGGUGAUCUUUCCACUGUUGCUGAAUUCUACCCUGAAGAUAACAACUCUCUCCAGAGCUUUCCGUUCAAAGCAGAACCACUGGAUAAACUGAAAAUUACGUUUCAAAACAGCUCGGAUUUCUUUGGGCGAAUUAUCGUCUACCAUCUCAACAUCCUUGGGCAGAAGCUUUGAUCGAGGAGGAAGCAAGAGCUGAAGGAUUUGUCAAGUAUGUGGAUGGCAAACUAAAGACCAUCCUGGGGCCUCUAAGAUGGUGUGAAUUGGAAUUGACUGGUUUUGAAAGCCGAGCUGCUUGGUUUGAUAGCAAAUGGACUUCCUUUCCCAUCGUCCCCCUAUGUCAUCAGCACCUUGAAGAGCUGGAAAGAAAACAGUUUGUCUCUUUGAUGUGCAGACAACCGGCUUCCUUAAAGAAAAACUUUACAUUUUCCUUGCUGCAAGGAAAGGAUCUCUGGUUCUAAUUUGAACGUAGGGGCAAGUGCUGCUUAUAGUUCUAUGAAGAAGAGCCUUAAAUACUGCGCAACUUGUUAUUACUUAACCUCUUGGGGAUCACAGUCUGUUUCAUCAAAUUCCAUUUAUCGUAUUUCAGUUUCUAAGCCUGCCCCAGGCGAAAGCCAACCCUGGGUGGAGUACAGUUUAAAACAGUACAAUACUGAAAAGCAACCCCAAAAGUAGAACAAAUAUUACAGAAUGGGGAUGAACAUAGCACAACCAGAGCCAGCAAUAUGUAUCAAAAAGGAACCCCCCAACCUAUCACAGAGCCUGGGGGGAAAUCCAAGGUUUUUUUUAAAAAAAACUUAAUAUUUGCAGGGCUGGGGCAACCCAAACAUCUAAAACAGU
Messenger RNA from Python bivittatus (Burmese python), 1944 nucleotides. The record is from RefSeq and is a predicted model, not a curated record. Lineage: Eukaryota; Metazoa; Chordata; Lepidosauria; Squamata; Pythonidae.